AUGCAUCGGAGACUUGGCAAAUCUCUUGCACAGAAAAUGCCUUGUUCUUCACUUUCCACUGUGUUUUUUCUUUUAGUAGUAAUCUUAGCUAGCAGCAAUGAGGCAUCAUGCAAACAAGAGAAAGGAGCUUGCGAAGGAACCAAACAUUGUUUUCCAAAUUCUCUUGAGCUGGAGAUGAAACAUACAGUUCAAACCGUUCAUCAGAUGGUUACGGAUACCAUACAGAGGGUCCGGAGUUCUGCCGCUUUGAUGAAUAAUAACCAAGUUGCAGCAAAUCAAACCGGCCUCAGUAGUGGUGGUCUAAGUGUAGCUUUAAGUGAUUGUAUUAAACUUUACGAAGACAGUGAGUUUCGACUUCGACGUUUGUCAGGAAAGUAUGGGAACAAUGACGAUGCGAGGACAUGGUUGAGCGGAGCCCUAACUAGUCACAGAACUUGCUUGGAUGGUCUCCAGCAUUAUCAUGAGAUGAAUAUCAGUCAUAAGCUUGUACAAUCUGAUCCUGAAUCUGUUACUUCUCAUCAGAAUUUGACUUCCCUGCUUAGUAGGGCUUUGGCUUUGUAUGCAUUACGAAACGCCAAGAAGAGUAAGUUGCUCCUCAACUUGAUCAGGAUAAGUGUCAAAAAUUGUGCAUUUUGGUGUAUUAAUGCAACAGAUGGCACAAUGUGGAGGCCAAAAUUAGGCCAAAACAAAGGACUCUUGGCAACAUGGGACGCGUCAACUGCAAAGGCUGAUUUUGUUGUUGCAAAAGAUGGAUCCGGCAAUUUCAAAACCAUUAAUGAAGCUGUGGCUGAACUGCACCGCCAGAAGCGGGACCAAGGCCAACCUCCAAGAGUGGUGAUCUACGUGAAAUCAGGAGUUUAUAGUGAGAAUGUGGAGAUUGACAGAGGCAUGAAAAAUGUAAUGUUCGUUGGUGAUGGAAUCGACAAAACAAUUGUUACCGGCAACAAGAAUGUGAUAGAUGGAGCAACUACCCUCAGCUCAGCCACUUUCGGUGUAUCUGGAGAUGGAUUUUGGGCAAGAGACAUGACAUUUGAGAACACAGCAGGACCUGCAAAAGAGCAAGCAGUGGCUUUAAGAGUGUCAUCAGAUUUAUCGGCUUUCUACAGGUGUAGCUUCAGGGGUUAUCAAGACACACUUUUACUCCACUCGCAGAGACAGUUCUACCGUGACUGCGAUAUCUAUGGCACAGUAGAUUACAUAUUUGGAAAUGCCGCUGCAGUACUUCAAAACUGCAACAUUUUUGUGAGAAAACCGCUGCAUGGUCAUGGAAUCAUGAUAACUGCACAAGGAAGAGAUGACCCGAAUGAGAACACUGGGAUAUCAAUACAUGGCUCGCGUGUUAUACCUGACUCAGAUUUCAGAACAGUGAAAGGUUUGUUUAAGAGCUAUUUAGGUAGACCAUGGAAGAAGUAUUCAAGGACUGUGAUUUUCAAAACAGAUCUUGAUGGGUUGAUUGAUCCAAAAGGGUGGAAAGAAUGGAGAGGUGAUUUUGCACUUUCAACGUUGUUUUAUGGUGAAUAUAUGAAUUCCGGAGUUGGAGCUUCUACUAGUAAUAGAGUGAACUGGCCUGGGUUUCAUGUGUUGAAUCGAGAAAGCGAUGUGGCACCAUUUACUGUAGGUAGGUUUAUACAAGGGGAUACAUGGUUACCUGAUACUGGUAUACCUUUUUCAACCAGCAUUUAA
Papaver somniferum (opium poppy) is the source of this 1683-nucleotide messenger RNA. Its product is annotated as probable pectinesterase/pectinesterase inhibitor 36. NCBI's taxonomy places the organism in Eukaryota, Viridiplantae, Streptophyta, Magnoliopsida, Ranunculales, Papaveraceae. The record is from RefSeq and is a predicted model, not a curated record. Gene Ontology annotation, biological process: cell wall modification. Bases 1 to 1683 code for a protein of 560 amino acids. Gene Ontology annotation, molecular function: pectinesterase inhibitor activity; pectinesterase activity. The transcript has 3 exons.